UCCGUUCACGUUUUACAACACUUCUCAGGCAAAACAAAUUUUAGGAAACAAAGUGUAAACAAUAUUUAAUAAAAAUGACGGAGUACUGGAAGUCGAAUGAACGCAAGUAUUGCGACUUCUGCAAAUGCUGGUUGAGCGACAACAAAGCCAGUAUUGCGUUUCACGAGAGUGGCAAGCGACACAAGCUAAAUGUAUCCAAGCGCAUCACGGAAAUCAGCCGCAACAGCGAAAAGUCGGAGCGGGAGAAACAAAAGAUGGACGCAGAGAUCCGUAAAAUGGAGGAUGCGGCAAUGAAGUCCUACGCUCAGGAUAUACACGGCUAUCACGGCGACAUGACAGCCCGUUCCAUUAAUACCGUACUCAGCGCAACAACUUCCAGCAGUGCCAAGCUUGGGCCGUUCGGCAAGCCGCGCCAAAUCGAUCCAAUGCGUUUGGAGGGCGAUUCCGAUGAGGAUGCGGAGGAUCAGCGUCGGGUAAAUGUGGAUAAAGUUGCCGCCGAGACGGUGCCAGACGCAUCGCUCUGGGUGGAGGGCAAGUCCGAUGAGGGCCAUACAUAUUACUGGAAUGUGAAAACAAAUGAAUCCGUCUGGGAGCCACCCAAGGAGGGUUAUCUCUCCUAUGAGGAAUACGAACGCAUCAAUCAGUUGGCCAUAGAUCAACAGCAGCUCACGCAGGCAGAGGAAUCGCUACGCUUUCGUGCCAAUGCGGACGAGGAGGUGGCGCGCUUUAAUCGCGAGCGACACGCAAAACUAUAUCGCAAUCCCGAGAAUGCCAAGGAGAAGAAGCUUAAGGAAGAGAAACGGCUGGAGUUUAAAACGGAAGAGGAGGCAGCCACCAAGGAGAUUGGCCAAUGGCAGGUGGUCGAAACCAGACCACCAGCCGAGCCCAUCGAUUGGCAGUUGCCCAAAAUGGAUUAUUAUGAUGCAGCACCUGUUGUUAACGCUGUGACGGAGACUGAGCCACCUGUAAAGCGUUUCAAGGAGAAAACAAUAUCGGGCCUGGAUGAGGAGACAGCGAGCAGUGCACCCGCCACAUUUAAGAAACGCAAAUUUGCGAAUAAAGGCAAUGCGCGCAAGCCUUUGGAUGAGUAAAUGUCGUACCUGUAGCAUUCAGCUAAUUAAAUCAUUUUCAACCAGAA
Molecule: messenger RNA, 1138 nt
Organism: Drosophila novamexicana
Lineage: Eukaryota; Metazoa; Arthropoda; Insecta; Diptera; Drosophilidae
Product: WW domain-binding protein 4
Exons: 4
Coding region: 75-1091 (338 amino acids)
Biological process (GO): mRNA splicing, via spliceosome
Cellular component (GO): precatalytic spliceosome; nucleus
Molecular function (GO): zinc ion binding; protein binding; RNA binding
Source: RefSeq, a predicted model, not a curated record